Molecule: messenger RNA, 924 nt
Organism: Castor canadensis (American beaver)
Lineage: Eukaryota; Metazoa; Chordata; Mammalia; Rodentia; Castoridae
Product: olfactory receptor 7A10-like
Biological process (GO): G protein-coupled receptor signaling pathway
Cellular component (GO): membrane
Molecular function (GO): olfactory receptor activity; G protein-coupled receptor activity
Source: RefSeq, a predicted model, not a curated record
UCAAGAAACAAUACAAGAAUUUCAGAAUUUCUUCUUCUGGGGGUUUCAGAGGACCCAAAUCUGCAACCUCUCAUAUUUAGGCUUUUCCUGUCCAUGUACCUGGUCACUGUGCUUGGGAACCUGCUCAUUAUCCUGGCCAUCAUCUCAGACUCCCGCUUGUACCUGCCCAUGUACUUUUUCCUCUCCAACCUUUCCUUUGUGGACAUCUGUGUAACUUCCACCACUGUCCCAAAGAUGCUGGUCAACAUCCAGACACAGAGCAAAGCCAUUAGCUAUUCAGGUUGCAUCAACCAGAUGUUCCUUUUCUUGAUUUUUGUAGAGUUGGACAACUUCCUCUUGGCUGUGAUGGCCUAUGACCGAUAUGUGGCCAUCUGUCACCCCCUGCACUACACAUUUAUCAUGAACAAUCAGCUCUGUGUGUUGUUGGUUCUGGUGUCCUGGAUCAUGAGUGUACUGCAUGCCUUGUUACAGAGCUCAAUGGUGCUGAGACUGUCCUUCUCCACACAUGUAGAAAUCCCCCACUUUUUCUGUGAACUUAAUCAAGUGGUUCAACUCACCUGCUCAGACAGUCUUCUUAAUGACCUUGUGAUGUAUUCUGCCACUGUGCUACUGGCUACUAUUUCCCUUACUGGCAUCCUGUACUCUUACUCCAAAAUAGUUUCCUCCAUUCGUGCAAUCUCAUCAGCUCAGGGGAAGUACAAAGCCUUUUCCACCUGUGCAUCUCACCUUUCAGUUGUCUCCUUAUUUUAUUGUACAGGUUUUGGUGUCUACCUUAGUUCUGCUGCAACCCACACCUCACAAUUAACUGCAAAAGCCUCAGUGAUGUACACUGUGGUCACCCCCAUGCUGAAUCCUUUCAUCUACAGUCUGAGGAAUAAAGAUGUGAUGAGUGCUCUGAAAAGGAUCUUAGGAGGGAAAAUGUAA